GCUUCCGCAAGCCAUUGAACGUAGUGCAGCUCGCAUUUCUACUGGAAUAGAUCUCUCUACCGAAUUAAAAGUAUCCUGUUUGAAAAAUCAAGUGUUUUAUCUGAUGUAGCGACUAAAGUGACUAAUCAUAGCUCAGGCAUUCCGAUCGCGGAAGUUGAGAGGUUGUGGGUUUGUAAAAGUAGUAUUCCUACGCUUCUGUGAAGCGGCGGAGAUCAGAAACAUCCAAAAUGGCGGCGGAGACGGAGUUGAGUUUGGAGAGCAGUCUAACUGCGAUGGACUGGCUUCCCAGGUUGAAUGUUGGGGGAGCUUUAAAUGGUGGUGGAAUCCCUGGAAAGAACCAGCAAGGUCGGAACUCAGCUGUGGACCAAAGUAAAGGAACGAUACCCAUGAGAAAGUCGCCAAGUUCGCCUCAUGAUACGAGCGCUACGUGGGACGAAUCACAGCAAGUGGCUAAGGACGGCAAACCACCGUACAGUUACGCCAAUCUCAUCACUUUUGCUAUCAAUAGCGCGCCUCAAAAGCGAAUGACCUUAAGUGAGAUUUAUCAAUGGAUAUGUGACAGUUUUCCCUACUACAGAGAUGCUGGCAGUGGUUGGAAGAACUCAAUCAGGCACAACCUGUCCUUAAACAAGUGUUUCAUGAAAGUUGCCAGGUCAAAAGAUGACCCAGGAAAGGGUUCUUACUGGGCCAUCGACCAGAAUCCUCAGGAAGAUACCCUCCCCACCAGACAAAAGUUGAGAAAAAGAAGAAACAGUGAUCGGUCAUCACCGUACAGUCCUGAUGACAGUCUCCACAGUUCUGGGGGCAGUGUGCAAGGUGUGAUGUCACCUACAUUAGCCCAGAUCAACAUCCCCAACACAGCUGCCCAACUUCAACAACAGCUGCAGCUAUUGCAAACACAGCAGCAGCAACAGCAACCGCCAAGCCAAGAUGUUGGAACCAAGUUAUUUGAAUCUAAUCCAAACAUCGAGGAUCUCAGUGCCUCCUUCCGAAGUUUAUAUAAAUCAGUAUUUGAGAGUUCCAUGAAUGGUCCCUUAUCCCAGUUCCACCAGGUGGAUAGUAACACACCAUCCCCACAGCAAUCACUGGUAGGCUCACCCAACGGUAACCAGCUACAGCAAUCACAGCAAUAUCUAGGUCAGCUAAGUCUGAACAGCUCCAACCUAGACUGGCUCCAGAAUCUGGAUCUAUUGAAGGAGAGUGUAAGAACAGCCAACUGGAAUGAUAUUGACGUGUCCCAGUUCCAAGGUUUAAUGGAGAGUAUGAAGCAAGCAGACCUGAAAAAUUGGUCCCUUGAACCGCAGCAGUUUGCUGAUCUUGCUGCCUCCUUAAAUCAGUUCUUCCAACAGACUGGUUUAUUGACUCAGAGUUUGGGUGGUCUGUCAGCCUCCUCAGCAGCAACAGGGAGUGGUUUCAACAGCAGUCAACAUUCAAACUACUCUAACUCUACAACAGGCGGUCAUUCUUCACUCAUGGGAUCCCCUAAUCUUCUCAGUCCAGACAACAGCUCCACAUCUCUGGGUCUGUCACCACAUGGUCUCUCCCCUCAUCAUCAAUUAUCAGUCAGUCCAAGGCACCAGACUACCAUACCACAACCCAGGGCACAUCAGGUACCUACUGUGCAUGUCCAGACAGUUCCUAACUAUCCAGCUGAUGAGGAGGAAGACACAUUUGACUGGGAUAGCAUAGUAUGAGUAUAGUCUGUCAGUGGAAAUUGACAAAGCCAGGCCAGUCAUGAUAGGUAGAAGACUCCAAGUACUGAAAAACGAGUUCUAUUGGCUGAAUAUGAAACAAGAGGAUCCUUGUACUUCUUUGCUGGAGUUGAGUUCAUUUUGAUAGCAGUACCAAUCAAGUUUUAGGGGAAUUUCAGGAACGUAGUUAUGAUACAGUGCUGGAACAUGGACAUGGCAGAAUAUUUGAAAGUAUGUACAUUGAAGAUGGAUGCGUAUGCCAACAGGUAUGAGCUUGGUGCUGAUGUGCGCCCUCACUGUCUGUGACUUCAAUAGGGAGAGGUUUGGGGUAUUUAUAAACAAGAACCAUUAUUUGGGUGUUGUGAACCCUUUUGGGUUUGUGUGUGUAUAGUUCACGCAUACAGACCUCCAAGUCAAUAGUUCCAUUCAUUUUUUUCGGGGGGGGGGCUUGGAUCAUGCUGAAAAAUUACCACGGACAGUGAAAUGAGAUGAGCAAAUCUCUGGUGAAUGUCUGGUGGAGUCAGAUACCUUAUUCAUGGCUGGACUGGUUUAUUUAAUGAUUUCUAACUUUUCUGUAGAUAAGAGUUCUGUGUGUGGGUUUUGUUUUAAUGAAUGGAUGUUUUUGUUACUAUGGUUACAAAAUCAGUGCCAUGCCAUUUUUUAAGGAUUGCUUGUGAAGUUCAGGGAGUUACUUUACCCAAAGUGUCGGUAUUUCAGUCUAAUCUGGAUGGGUUUGAUGUUGACUGUUUUGCAGAGAUAGCCAUUUCUUAACUCACUUUUUUGUAGAAAAGCACAAUAUUCUUGAAUGUUGGAAUGCUGAAAGAAGUGUAUGCCAUUAGUUAUGGUUGAUUGAAACAGAUAGUGAGCCUACAUGAUUUUACUACCAUUAAAAAUUAAACAAAUCAUUUCUGUUUCAUUUUUAUUUUAAUAUCAGCGUGUGGUUUUUCAAAACUUGGGAAUUCAUUUUUUUUGCGAUAUAACUUUGAGUCAUACAAUGAUGGUUUACUUUUGAAGAUUGCAACAUUAGUUGUGUUUGGAGUCAUAUUUAGCUCAUCUAGAUGUACUUUAUUUAUUUUUUUAAGCCAUUGAAAUUGACAGUCCUCACAGAACGUUUAGUAGCUGUGCUUUAUGUCAGUUUUUCACCUAGAAUAUUUACUUCAGUGAUAUUUAUUUUAUUUCAUGAUGCUCCUUACGUAAGUCAUGCACUGAGGUAACUGCACAGUGUAACAUUUUAUACUGUCACAAACUGUUUUUUAGCGACAUCAAGUACGAUAGCUGAAGAUGCACUGGAUGAUGUGUGAUGAUAUGAGUCAUGAUUGCUGAACACAAAGCACAAUGUUGGCUUGAAGGGUUUGGACUGACCUAGUGUCUCGGAAAAAGGAUUUUCUUGUCAUGUUUUGUCUUGGAUGUUUAAUUUUUUUCAAUGGAAAACACAAACAUCAAGAAACUAUCACUUUAGAAGUAUUGCAAGAAUCUAUAAAGAAACAAAGACAACAAUUGUCGACUGCUGUGGUGUGGUGUAUAGCACUUUAACACCCGUAGGGAGAUGCCUAAGGGUGCCAUAACCCUUGUUCAAAACACUGUGUCCCACCUCGCAGUAAUUAACAGCUCUCCGUUAUAAGCAGUGAAGACCAUCUCAAAACUUUGGGAGCUGUAAUUCCAGUGAACAGCAUGAAAAUUUAGUGAUGUCUGCAGUUGAAGGCUAGGUGUAAUUGCAUGUUAAUGAAGGACAUGGGCUCAGACCUGAGGCAUGCUCUAACAUAUAGCAGAAUCAGAAUAACACAUACUUUAUGCCUUGACAAAUUGGGUUGAC
Molecule: messenger RNA, 3504 nt
Organism: Acanthaster planci (crown-of-thorns starfish)
Lineage: Eukaryota; Metazoa; Echinodermata; Asteroidea; Valvatida; Acanthasteridae
Product: forkhead box protein J3-like
Biological process (GO): regulation of transcription by RNA polymerase II
Cellular component (GO): nucleus
Molecular function (GO): RNA polymerase II cis-regulatory region sequence-specific DNA binding; DNA-binding transcription factor activity, RNA polymerase II-specific
Source: RefSeq, a predicted model, not a curated record